GUUGUUAUUAUUUUGGGAGAAAAAACUUGAACGAACCAAGGAAAAAUUACAUUACAACGGAAACGGUGAUAUAGAUUCUAAGGCGAGAUCCAUCGCAAAUUGCAGUGUGUGCAACUUCACCGAAUCACAAAUUCAACAAUUGAUUCAAUUCAAUUCCAAUUCAAAUAUCCUUCUAAACUCAGAUUCAUCAAUUCGAUUUGAAUCAUCAUGUGGAGCACCAUUGCCAAUUUGAAGGAGAAUUUGAAUCAGAUCGCUCUCGAUGUUCACAACGAUGAUGAUGACGAAGACGACAUCGUUUCUUACGCAAUCCCUAACGACGGCGAGAGUCCUUCCGUCUCCGAUCGCCGGAAUUCUCGUGGCUCCACGCGUUCCAAUUCGAUUCCUAGGUCGCCGAUCCCAAACGGAAUUGCAGAUCAUCCCUAUUCUUCUGAGAUAGAACAAUAUAGAGCAGAAAUCAAAAGACUUCAGGCAUCUGAAGCAGAGAUUAAAGCACUAUCAGUUAAUUAUGCUGCGCUAUUAAAAGAAAAAGAGGAUCACAUCAUUAGACUGAAUAAAGAAAAUGGCUCCUUAAAACAGAAUUUAGAGGCUACAAGUCCUGCUUCUUCAAAUGGCAAUCACAGAGUCAAGGGAAGCAGUGACCAGUCAUCUAAUCGACAACAUAGGUCCGCAACUCAAAUGAAAAACCGUUAUACUACAAACAACGGAACCAUGUCUAAUUUGGAAUCCAAUGCAAUUCCAAGUAAGAUGGUAUCCAAUCAUUCCAACUUACAAGUAAAGGACAAGGAGCUAGCAGAUUUGGUAGAAGGAAAAAACAGCCCCACAGCAGCAGCACAAGUACAACAUACUCAUGACACAAGAAAACUGAAGCUGGAAUUGGAGCAAGAACGAGAUAAAUUGGAAAACAUUCAGCUACAAUUCCAGGAGGAACAGAAAUUGAACAAGUCUUUCCAAGAGGAGCUGAAAUUAUUAAAGUUGGAACGAGACAAAACUACAACUGAGGUGAGGCAAUUACACAAAGAAUUGAAUGAAAAAGUAUCAGAAAUAAAGCGUCUGCAAUUGGAGUUGACUAGACAGAGAAGCAAAGAAGCAAGUAAUGCUAUGGAUAGCUCAAAAAGACUAAUCGAAACAUUAGAGAAGGAAAACACCACUCUUAAGAUGGAAAAAAGUGAACUUGAGGCUGCAGUCAAAGCGAGCAGCGCCAGUGAUUUGUCAGAUCCUUCCAAAAGUUUCCCUGGAAAAGAAGACAUGGAAAUAUCCUUACAGAAGAUGAGUAAUGAUUUGAAGAAAACACAACAGGAGAGGGACAAAGCCGUACAAGAAUUGACCCGCCUUAAACAGCAUUUGUUAGAAAAGGAAAACGAAGAGUCGGAAAAAAUGGACGAGGAUACCAAAGUCAUUGAAGAACUACGGGAUAGCAACAAUUACUUAAGGGCUCAAAUAUCACAUCUCGAGAGAGCUCUGGAGCAAGCAACUUCAGAUCAAGAGAAACUGAAAUCUGCAAACAACAGUGAAAUUCUGACGUCCAGAGAAGUCAUUGAUGACUUGAACAAAAAGCUUACAAACUGUAUAAGCACAAUAGAUGCCAAAAAUAUUGAACUAAUAAAUCUGCAGACAGCUCUCGGACAGUAUUAUGCUGAAAUUGAAGCUAAGGAACAUUUAGAAGAAGAGUUGGCUCGUGCAAGGGAAGAAACGGCUAAUCUUUCUCAACUGUUGAAAGAUGCAGAUUCCAGAGUGGAUAUAUUGAGUGGUGAAAAAGAAGAAAUUUUAGCCAAGCUUUCUCAAUCUGAGAAAGUACAGUCAGAAUGGAGAAGUAGAGUAAGCAAGCUUGAGGAAGAAAAUGCUAAAUUGAGGCGAGCUCUUGAACAAAGUAUGACACGGCUAAAUAGAAUGUCGGUGGAUUCUGAUUUUCUUGUUGACAGGCGCAUUGUGAUAAAACUCCUUAUUACUUAUUUCCAGAGAAACCACAGCAAAGAGGUUUUGGACUUGAUGGUUCGCAUGCUGGGAUUUUCUAACGAGGACAAGCAAAGGAUAGGCCUUGCUCAACAAGGUCCAGGGAAAGGUGUUGUCCGUGGUGUUCUUGGUUUGCCUGGCCGCCUGGUCGGAGGUAUCUUAGGAGGAAGUUCAACUGAAUCAGCUGUAAAUGUUGGAUCUGAUAACCAGUCCUUUGCAGAUAUGUGGGUUGAUUUUCUUCUCAAGGAAACAGAAAAGAGAGAGUUGUCAGGAAGUACAGGUGAAUCUAUGGGUGAUUUACGUGAUAAUAGUACAAGUACUAAUUCUGCUUCUUCACCACUUUCCAGUCAGAGGUUUAGUACUGGAGCUGCAUCAAUUAGCUCGCCUACUAAUAAUCAGAACACGAGUCCUAUCUCACAUGGAUAUUUUCAGCAUUCUGAACAAAUUGGUUCAGAAUUCUCGACAGUUCCCCUUACAUAUUCAGAUAGCAAAACAACUAGUUCAAAACUUUUUCCCAGACACUAAAUAUUAUUUUUAAUGUAAUUAAUUAAUCAAAGGUAGAUAUCAUUGUUAUAUUAUAGGCACGCAAUCUUUUUUUGAGAGCAUAUAGGCAUGUAAUCGUGUUCGAUCAAUUAUUUAACUUGAAAAUUGACUGUAUGUUAUUCACAAGUGUGACAAUUUUUUUCAAUGCUUUCUUCAUCUCCUGUGGGAUACUUGCAUAA
Molecule: messenger RNA, 2672 nt
Organism: Medicago truncatula (barrel medic)
Lineage: Eukaryota; Viridiplantae; Streptophyta; Magnoliopsida; Fabales; Fabaceae
Product: golgin candidate 3
Exons: 15
Coding region: 208-2475 (755 amino acids)
Biological process (GO): Golgi organization; endoplasmic reticulum to Golgi vesicle-mediated transport
Cellular component (GO): Golgi apparatus
Molecular function (GO): small GTPase binding
Source: RefSeq, a predicted model, not a curated record